Lolium rigidum is the source of this 4020-nucleotide messenger RNA. Its product is annotated as ABC transporter B family member 4-like. The record is from RefSeq and is a predicted model, not a curated record. Gene Ontology annotation, cellular component: membrane. Gene Ontology annotation, biological process: transmembrane transport. The coding region runs from base 1 to 3774 and encodes 1257 amino acids. Gene Ontology annotation, molecular function: ATP binding; ABC-type transporter activity; ATP hydrolysis activity. Lineage: Eukaryota; Viridiplantae; Streptophyta; Magnoliopsida; Poales; Poaceae. The transcript is spliced from 12 exons.
AUGGACGCAGCGGCCCCGGGGACGGGGACGGAUGGCGAGACAAAGAAGGAGGAGGUCGGCAUGGAUCGCGGGAAGAAGGUGUCCUUCACGGGGCUGUUCCGGUACUCCGACGGCACGGACCUGCUGCUAAUGCUAGUCGGCACGGUGGCCGCGUUGGCCAACGGCAUGUCGCAGCCGGUUAUGACCGUCAUUUUCGGCGACGUCAUCGACGCCUUCGGCGGCGCCACCACCGGCAACGUCCUCAACCGCGUCAACAAGGCGGUUCUAAACUUUGUUUAUUUGGGCAUCGGAACAGCCGUAGUCUCCUUUCUCCAGGUGGCAUGUUGGACAAUUACGGGCGAAAGGCAGGCAACGCACAUUCGUUCUCUAUACCUCAAAUCUGUCUUGAGACAGGAUAUAUCAUUCUUUGACGUAGAAAUGACAACUGGGAAGAUAGUUUCAAGAAUGUCUGGUGAUACUGUGCUAGUUCAGGAUGCAAUUGGUGAGAAGGUUGGCAAGUUUCUACAACUCAUUGCUAGUUUCAUCGGUGGUUUCGUUAUAGCUUUUCUCAAAGGCUGGCUUCUAUCUGUUGUCAUGUUGGCAUCCAUACCUCCAGUUGUAAUUGCUGCAGCAGCAGUGGCAAAAGUGCUAUCUACAAUCUCUAGCAAAGGCCAACAAUCAUACGGUGAUGCAGGGAAUGUUGUUGAACAGACAAUUGGAGCCAUAAAAACAGUUGCCUCUUUCAAUGGGGAGAAGCACGCCAUCAGAGCAUACAAUAAGCUCAUACACAAAACAUACAAGACUACUGUGAAGGAAGGACUUGCCAAUGGCACUGGCAUGGGUUCUAUUUUCUUGAUAUUUUUCUCUAGCUAUGGUUUAGUCAUAUGGUACGGUGCAAAGUUGAUACUUAACAAAGGAUACACGGGAGGAAAAGUCAUCACUAUAUUGUUUGCUAUCAUGACUGGGGCAAUGUCUUUAGGCAAUGCCACCCCGUGUAUGACAGCCUUUGCACAAGGACAAUCUGCAGCGCAUAGAUUGUUCACAACAAUCAAGAGGAAACCAGAGAUUGAUCCUGAUGAUAGGACUGGUAAGCAGUUAGAAGAUAUCAGGGGUGAUGUUGAGCUGAAGGAUGUGUAUUUUAGCUACCCAGCAAGACCUGAUCAACUGAUAUUUGAUGGAUUCUCCUUACAUGUGUCUAGUGGCACUACAAUGGCUAUAGUUGGAGAGAGUGGAAGUGGCAAGUCAACUGUGAUUAGUCUUGUAGAGAGAUUUUAUGAUCCGCAGGCUGGUGAGGUUUUGAUUGAUGGAAUCAAUAUCAAGAGUGUACAGCUCGAUUCAAUUAGAGGGAAAAUUGGUCUGGUUAGCCAAGAGCCCUUGCUUUUUAUGACCUCAAUUAAAGAUAAUAUAAUGUACGGCAAAGAAGACGCAACAUUUGAAGAGAUUAGGAGAUCUGCUGAGCUCGCCAACGCAGCAAAUUUCAUUGAUAAGCUUCCAAAUGGUUAUGACACACUGGUUGGCCAACGUGGUGCUCAGCUUUCAGGGGGACAAAAGCAAAGGAUUGCAAUUGCAAGAGCAAUCAUUAAAAACCCAAAAAUACUUUUGUUAGAUGAGGCCACUAGCGCAUUGGAUGUGGAGUCAGAAAGGAUAGUUCAGGAGGCACUGAAUAGGAUCAUGGUCGACAGAACGACCCUUGUGGUUGCACAUCGUCUAACUACUGUUAGGAAUGCUGAUUGCAUAUCAGUUGUUCAACAAGGAAAGAUAGUUGAGCAAGGUCCCCAUGACGAAUUGGUGCUAAACCCAGAUGGUCCUUACUCUCAACUUAUUCGACUUCAAGAAAGUCGUGAAGAAGAGCAGAAAAUAGAUCGUCGAAGGUUGGAUCCGAUGUCUAAAAAUACAAGCUUAUCAUUGAAGCGGUCAAUUAGUAGAGGUUCUGCAGGGAAUAGUAGUGCGCAUUCUUCCACCCUCCCUUUCAUGAUGCCUGAAAAAAAUGAUACACAUGGGGGGAAUCAGACAGAGCUGCAUGGUGAUGGUGAGAUUUCAACGAAAGCUCCUCUGGGACGGCUAGCACGUCUUAACAAGCCAGAGGUACCUAUUAUCCUCUUAGGAUCCCUAGCAGCAGCAGUUCAUGGAGUGCUUUUCCCAAUGUUUGGCGUAAUGAUUGCCAAUGCCAUCAAAGUUUUCUAUGCACCACCAGAUAAGAUGAGAAAAGAUUCUAGUUUUUGGGCUUUGAUGUGUGUUGUGCUUGGUAUCUUGUCAAUAAUCUCAAUACCAGCAGAGCUCUUCUUGUUUGGGAUAGCAGGAGGGAAGCUUAUAGAGCGCAUCCGUUCAAUGUCAUUUCAAAGCAUUGUGCAUCAAGAAGUUGCUUGGUUUGAUGAUCCCAAGAAUUCCAGUGGAGCACUUGGUGCAAGACUGUCAGUUGAUGCUUUGAAUGUACGGCGGUUAGUUGGAGAUAACUUGGCCUUAACAGUUCAGAUUAUCGCUACACUUAUCACAGGAUUUGUCGUUGCUGUGAUGGCUGACUGGAAGCUCUCUUUGAUCAUCCUCUGUGUCAUUCCAUUAGCUGGUAUUCAAGGUUAUGCCCAAGUGAAGUUCCUGAAGGGUUUCAGUCAAGAUGCUAAGAUGAUGUAUGAAGACGCAAGCCAAGUGGCCACUGAUGCAAUUAGUAGUAUCAGGACCAUAGCUUCUUUUUGUUCAGAGAAAAAAAUUACAACAAUAUAUGAUCAUAAAUGUGAAGCAUCAAUGAGUCAAGGAGUCAGAACAGGAAUAGUUGGGGGCAUUGGAUUUGGUUUCUCAUUCUUGAUGUUGUACCUUACAUACGGUCUUUGCUUCUAUGUUGGAGCACAAUUCGUGCGCCAUGGCCAAUCAGAUUUUGGUGGUGUUUUCAAGGUUUUCUUUGCACUAGUUUUAGCGACUAUUGGUGUAUCUCAGUCAAGUGCAUUGGCCAGCGAUUCAUCAAAAGCAAAGGAUUCAGCUAUCUCCAUAUUUGCUUUACUAGACCGAAAGUCUGAAAUCGACUCAAGCAGCAAUGAGGGUUUGACAAUAAACGAGGUCAAGGGCAACAUUGAUUUCCAACAUGUCAGCUUCAAGUACCCAACACGCCCAGAUAUUCAGAUCUUCAGUGACUUUACCCUGCACAUUCCCUCUGGCAAGACUGUUGCACUCGUUGGAGAGAGUGGUAGUGGAAAGUCAACAGUAAUCGGACUGUUGGAGCGAUUCUACAAUCCCGAUUCAGGUACCGUUUCACUGGAUGGAGUGGAAAUCAAGAGCUUAAACAUCAAUUGGUUGAGGGACCAAAUGGGGCUGGUGAGCCAGGAGCCUGUACUCUUCAACGACACAAUCCGCGCGAACAUAGCCUAUGGUAAGGAUGGGGAAGUGACCGAGGAGGAGCUCAUUGCAGCAGCGAAGGCAUCAAAUGCACAUGGGUUCAUAUCGAGCCUUCCCGAAGGAUAUGACACCACCGUUGGGGAGAGGGGCAUCCAGCUAUCCGGCGGCCAAAAGCAGCGGGUGGCUAUUGCGAGGGCCAUACUGAAAGACCCAAAGAUACUACUACUUGAUGAGGCGACAAGCGCCUUGGAUGCUGAGUCCGAGCGGAUUGUGCAGGCUGCGUUAGAUCAUGUGAUGGUUGGCAGGACCACUGUUGUUGUGGCGCACCGCCUCUCGACGAUCAAAGGUGCUGACAUAAUUGCAGUUCUGAAGGAUGGUGCGAUAGCGGAGAAAGGAAGACACGAGGAGCUGAUGGAUAUCAAAGAUGGAGUGUAUGCUUCGCUGGUAGAACUUCGUUCAGCGUCAUCAUAAUACCUAGGAUCAGUUUUGGUUCCUACCUCUGUGCACGUUGUACAUCUUCCUUGACCCCUUUUUGUCGAUGUUGCUGUAACUGUGCUCCAUAACACUUUGAGACUUGAAGAGGAAUUCGAGAGGUAACCUGCUAUUUUCUGUACCCAUGUAGUGCAAGAUUGCAAGCGCUUAGUAGAAGGAACGGUUCUGCUUCAGAUUUUGAUUUUGAUUUGAUUUGAAAUGUACAUUUCGCAUAACAAUGUGUAA